CAUCACGGGCCAAUAGGCCGUCUAACAGACUAUAAGCCCAAUCCGAGCCCAUUACUAAUCCUAAUUGGGCCUUAACGGCUGCUCGUGGUAAUUUGCAUCUUUCUACAAGAAUUUCCCCAAAUCGCAACCAAUGAAGCUAAAAAAAAAUUAGAGCGCGAUGCAUUCUGUGGAGGAGGAGAAGGUGUUGGAAACCCUAGCCUCGCGGGGAUGGCGAUUCCGAGACCUCGACGAGAUCCGAGCUCUCAUUCGCACCCACGAGUCCCCUUCUUCGUCGUCGUCGCCGUCGCCGUCGCCGUCCUCCUCGUCCUCAUCCAUGGCGAUGGAUUCGAUCGAAUCGGAGCUCUUGAACAUGGAUUUGAGGUCCUUCGGAGGGAAAUCGCUCCCUGACCCUUCCCCUCUCAAAAAAUCGAGCCAUAUCCAAGGCCCUUUGAUUUUACAGGUAGUUUCUGUGAGGGAUAUAUACCAAAGCAGUAUUGAUGCUUCAUUCAGAGACUCAAAUCGUCAGCGUCGCCUUCUUCGAUUCCGUCUCACCGACGGGCAUGCGGAAGUAACUGCAAUAGAGUAUGCUCCCAUUCCAUCUAUCACCGAAGAGAUAAUUCCCGGCACUAAGGUCCGUUUGGAGAAAAAGAUUCCAAUACACAGCGGCAUAUUGCUUUUAAAUCCUAAAGUUGUGACUGUAUUGGGAGGCCUUGUCCAAUUUCUCUACGAAGAAUGGCAGAUGAGUCAAAAGUAUUCAGUCUUCUCACGCUUGUCCCAGAGGCUAUCUAACAAUGACGAUGGUGUUGGUCCACCUCCAUUUGAGAAGUUACAGAUUGACGCGCAUCCAUACAAUGCUUCUCAACAACAGCGGAUUCGUGAUUCUGAUGUUAGAAAGGUGGAAAGAAGUCAGGGCUAUCAGCUGGUUGGCGAGAGUCGGAAUUCAAACAAGAGCAAAGAAGAGAAGGCAGCAGGUGACCUUAAAACAGAUUCUAUGAUGAAUAAGGUCGACGAUAAACAUGCAGAGGCUAGACCAAAAGAAGUUAGUGAAGCUGUUCCUGUUCAAAACCAAGCUGCUGCGAGAAAGCUUCUACAGAAAAUGAACCAGACUACCCAUGAGGACAAGUCCUAUAGGGGUCACAGGAAUACAGGCAAAGGCAGGCAAGAAGAAACUCAGGUUUUCACUCUGGAAGAAUGGGAAAAGAGGAAAGGCUUCGACUUGAAGCCCUUGGCAUCUGGCAACAUCCAAGAUGUUAGCCGCGAUGAAGAGCUCGCUAGACAGUUGCAGAAGCAAUUGGAUUUAGAAGAUUUUCAUGGAGAGGCGGAGAAUUCAGAGGCGGAGCACAUAAGGAUGAGCAUGUUCAGCUUUGGCGGAGCCAAAGAAGAGAGGGCGGACGAAAGAAGAGAUUUCAGAGGAAGGGGAAGAGGAAGAGGAAGGGGGAGGGGAAGGGCCAGAAAAAGAUUCUGAUCGCUGUAUACACACUUAAUCUGUAGUGCGUAGAGGUGUAACAAAUGCUGUGUUAGAGUAGAAUCCCCGUUGAGUUGCAGCGAGCUAACUAUAUGUUGGCAUGUCUGCUACCUGUCAUUUUCUGGGCUUGCCAAAACGUUGAGCUUCUAAAUGAUAUCUGCUGCUGAAUUUUUUUGUAUUCUACAUUUUACUACUAUUUAUUUAAUCAACAUAAUUGAGAUGUGCUA
This is a messenger RNA of Ananas comosus (pineapple), 1671 nucleotides long. RefSeq names its product tudor domain-containing protein 3. The coding region runs from base 158 to 1444 and encodes 428 amino acids. Gene Ontology annotation, cellular component: nucleus. The transcript is spliced from 6 exons. The record is from RefSeq and is a predicted model, not a curated record. Lineage: Eukaryota; Viridiplantae; Streptophyta; Magnoliopsida; Poales; Bromeliaceae.